This is a messenger RNA of Morus notabilis, 1056 nucleotides long. RefSeq lists its product as uncharacterized. Gene Ontology annotation, molecular function: rRNA (uridine-N3-)-methyltransferase activity. The record is from RefSeq and is a predicted model, not a curated record. Gene Ontology annotation, biological process: rRNA base methylation. The transcript has 3 exons. Lineage: Eukaryota; Viridiplantae; Streptophyta; Magnoliopsida; Rosales; Moraceae. The coding region runs from base 135 to 845 and encodes 236 amino acids. Gene Ontology annotation, cellular component: cytoplasm.
UUAUAUAGAUUUGACGUCUCUUGACUGCUUUUUUAUGCUUUCGCGUGAAAGAAAUUAUAAAAGAAAGAAAAGAGGCAUUUGAGAGGACAACCAUUAGUCCCGAAAAGCUUUCUUCAGGCUUAGUGGUGGGAACAAUGAGAAAUGGAGCGUACGAAGAAUCCAAAGGAACUAGACCAGAAGAAGAAGAAGACGACGACGAAGAAGAAGAAGAAUAUGCCAGUAGUACGGACGAGGAAAAAUGGAGAAAGCACUAUUCUUCGAAGCAAAGAAUCCUCUUGAUCGGCGAUGGCGACUUCUCCUUCUCCCUAAGCUUGGCCAGAACCUUCGGCUCUGCUCGAAACAUGGUCGCCACUUCCCUCGAUACUCUCGAGAAGAUAGGGAAGAAGUACGGAAACGGAAUAAGGAACGUGAUGGAGCUGGAAGAUAGAGGGUGUUUGGUGUGUACGGAAGUGGACGCAAGGCAGAUGAGCCAACACUUCUUCCUCAAAACUCAGAGGUUCAACAGGAUCGUCUACAACUUCCCUCACGUUGGCUUUUACUACCCUGAAGAUAGUUGUUGCCAGAUCCAGAUGAACAAGACAUUGGUGAAGGAAUUUCUGAAGAAUGCAAAAAAGCUGUUGAACAAAGAGGACGGUGAGAUUCACAUAACGCACAAGGAGGGUGAACCUUACAACAAAUGGAAUCUAGAGAAGAAGGCAAAGAAGAUAGGGCUGUUUUUGCAUGAAAUCGUUCGGUUUCGCAAGGAUGACUACCCGGGCUACGACAACAAAAGAGCUCAUGGUGGUAAUGCUGAUGCCCCCUUUCACCUUGGGCAGUGUAGUACUUACAAAUUUAGGCCAAGUUAAGAAUGCACCACAUCUCUAUGUAGUUUGCUUAAGUAUAUUGGCAAAUAGAUCAUACUUGAUCAAAAAGGUUGGACCUUAAGAGGCAAUUCCAAUACUCUAUCCAUCUUCUGUACUAGGUGGAACUGGAAUGUAUGUAUUUAAUGAACUCCAUGAGGGCUUUGCUAAUGUUUUCAAUGGAAAAUUUUAAGUACUAACUUAUCACUUUUGGGUA